CGAGGCAGGGAUCUUUUCUGCAGACUCCCCGAUUUUGCUCCCCCGUCGCCCUGAGGCUCAACCUUUCCAGCGGCUGCAGGGCAGUUUGCCGCGAAUGGGAGAUCCCGGAUCCCAGACAUAUGUAACUUGGAAAUCUUUCUUGAUUACACUGGAGACUGAAGUAUCUCGUGUGGGAAGAGGGCUGAAUGACCCUGGCAGUUUUGGCCAGAUCUCUUCUGAUUACUAAGAUUUGUGGAGAUCCAUCACUCAUUUUGGAGCUGGAUUAGACACCAGAGAGAAGAUGGAGGGCCAAAACCCACCAGAUGCAGGAGUUGGAAAAGUCCCUCCAGUUACUCAGCCUUGGGGCUGUGGGAAGAAUGGGGCAAGUCCUGGGCAAAAGAACCAUGAAGAGGCAUCCAAUCGUUCAGAGGUCCAAUGUUGUCACUUCAGAAAACUGCAAUUCAAGGAGGGGAGGGGUCCCCGAGAUGUUUGCAGUCAGCUUCACCGCCUUUGCUGUCAGUGGCUGCAGCCGGAAAGACACACGAAGGCUCAGAUGCUGGACCUGGUGCUCCUGGAGCAGUUCCUGGCUCUCCUUCCUCCAGAAAUGGAGAAAUGGGUGCGAGAAUGUGGAGCGGAGACUAGUUCCCAGGCAGUGGCCCUUGCCGAAGGCUUCCUCCUGGCCCAGGAGUCAGAAAAGAUGCAGAAGUCCUUGGAAGAUGUAACUGAUUGUCCCAAAGAGAAGAAAGAUUCAUCCAAGCCCUCUCAAGAGCUGCAAUUCAGAGAGAAAGUUAAAAGUCUUACCAAGCCAGAGAAUAGAAACCUAUCCAUGGUUUUUUUAGAAUCGCCGCCUCUUUCUGGUGGAGCUGAAAGAGUGCUUGAACCUCUGGCUCAGGAUGUUGUGUCUUUGGAGGAAGUGGUCGUGUAUUUCUCCAAGGAGGAGUGGUCUCAACUGGAUGCUGACCAAAAAGCUCUCCACGGAGAAGUCAUGCUUGAGAAUUCCAGGAAUCUGUUUUCUCUGGGAUAUAAUGAGAAAGAGAAUAAGAAUUACAACGAGCAGCAUCACGCAAUCUGUGAGAAAGAGGGAAAAGGGAAGCUUGGAGAUCAGAUGCAACCGAAGUGCCAUGAGACAAACCGAUCACAAAGUAGAAUGAAAAAAAGCUUUCCUCGUGUCAGUCAGCUCCCUCGCGAUAGAAGCAUCAAUACUGGAGAAAGACCAUAUCAAUGCAUGGAGUCUGUAAAGGGCUUGAAUGAAGCCAAUGAUCUCAUUUCCCACAAAAAGACACAUUUGGAAGAGAAACUAUAUACCUGCAGGGAAUGUGGAAAGACCUUCCAUGAUAAUCACUCUCUUGUAAGCCAUCAAAGGACUCACAAAGAAGAAACGCCUUAUAAAUGCAUGGAGCGUGGAAAUACCUUUACUUGUAGUAGUGGCAGUCGUACUCCCUGCAAGAAGGCCCGCCCGGUAGAGAAGCCAUAUAAAUGUGCGGCAUGUGAAAAAGGCUUUAGAUACAAUAGUGAACUUCUUGCCCAUGAAAGGAUCCAUACAGGAGAGAAGCCGUAUCAAUGCAUGGAGUGUGGGAGAAGGUUUGGCAACAGUGGGUAUCUGAUUCGCCACAGGGCUGUUCAUACAGGGGUGAGACCUUAUCAAUGCACAGAGUGCGGAAAAACCUUUACUCGUAACGCUAAUCUGAAUUCCCACAAGAAGCUCCACUCAGGCGAAAAACCCUAUCAGUGUAGCGAAUGUGGGAAGAGCUUUACUGAGAGUAAAACUCUGACUAUCCAUAUAAGGAGCCACACAGGGGAGAAACCAUAUCAGUGCAUGGAGUGUGGAAAUACCUUUACCUGUAGUAGUGGUCUUAAUUCCCACAAGAGGAUCCACACAGGAGAGAGGCUGUAUCAAUGCACGGAGUGUGGAAGGAGGUUCGCAAGGAAUUACGCUCUUAAUUGCCAUAGAAAGGUCCACUCAAGGGAGAAGCCAUAUAAAUACAGGCAAUAUAGGAAGAGCGUCAGUAGAAAUGCAGGUAAUCCUCGUCUUACGACUGCAGUUGAGCUCCAAAAUUUCCGUUGCUAAGGGAAAUCAUUGUUAAGUGUGUUUCGCCCCAUUUUAUAACUUGAUUCACACUGAAGUGAAUCAUUGCGGUUGUUUAAGUUAACAGCACAAUAGUUAAUUGAAUUUGGUUUCCCCGUUGACUUUGUUUGUCAGAAGGGCACAAAGGAUGCUCCCAUGACCAGAGGACACUGCAACCAUCUUGAAUGAGAAGCGAAUCGUCUUCAAAAGAAAAAACAAAGUCCAGUUGCCUCCAAAAAAAAGCACCUUUGGGUUUGUGUCACUGGCUCCUCACCAUAAACCUGUACGCGUACAUAUUCUAUGGAAGAAGCUUCAGACGAAGAGUUCUGAAAAGGAGCCUAGGAACUCUAGGAAGUCCUGUAAAUGCCUAUACAAAAGUUUUUCUUCAGUAAAGGUGCCAAAUUCAGUUUCCCUAUGGUAUGACAGGGUCCCAAACAAAAGCUAAAAUGGUAGGGUUUUGUUUUAUUUUGUUUUGUUUUGUUUUGGUACGUUUACUUGCAGCCUUAACUUAAAUUAAAGAAGUACAGUUGAUAUGAUUUCUUUCCAGUUAUAUUAAUGAACUUUGGGCUGAUUAUCAAUUGCAAACGUUGGAUUAUUUUUGGAGGGGCGUACAUGGCGGUUUUAAAAUCUCAUGCCAGCUUGAAAUCAUUUACACAAAAGACAGCUUAACAGUAUUAUGUCAGACCUCCAAGGUGUUCUGACCCAGCCUUAGCAGAGACAAGAAACAGACUCCUUGUCCCGAAAACCCUCUCUUUAUUUAUCUCCUGUGGAUUAAUGGCAUUCGCACACUGAAAAAUCCAGGCAAUAAUCCUUCAAAGAGUUAACUGCAGUAACAGACCUUAUCAGUUCCUUGAGAUAAUUGCCAGGUGAACCACGAUGAGCAAAAUCUUCCGAAAUCUGAAUGGUUUUCUCUUGCAAACACCACUCCCCUUUCCUUAUUUAUUCCCCAGCCAGGGAGGGACCAUUCAGCAUCCACAUGUGCCUUUCUUCCCGAGUCGACUCCUUGUCCUCAGUGGUUGUUCUCUCUGCGCAUCUGGAACAGGCCCCAGCUGUUCUUUCUCCCCACUUAUCUCUACCUCAGAAGGCAACUGCCUCUCCAGUGGCUGGGAAAUGUCGAAUGGCCCUGGCUCUAUCUCUGCUUCCAACACAGAGCAUCCAUCAGAGCCUUCCCUCAUCGUCUUGAGUCUGCCGCCAACUCCACUGGCAGCUGGCAGGCCACAACACAAGGUAACCCAGACAGGAAACAUGACCAGAUAGGUUAAUGUGUUAAUAGAAUAAUAUAAGCCUAUGUGGGACAUAAUACUGAGUUAGAAGAUUGGGGGAAAAAUUGGAAGAAAAUUAUACAUUAACAAAAUCCGCCACAUAUAAAGAAAAUCAAAAUGUUCUAUCGGUGGCACUUAGCCCCAACAAGACUUGCAAAAAUGUACCCCAAUCUAAACCCUAAUUGCUGGAAAUGUAAAAAAACACGAGGUACCUUUUUUCAUGUAUGGUGGCUUUGCCCAGAAAUCAAAAAAUACUGGAUUAAAAUACAAAAAUGGUUAAAAGAAGUUACACAUUGCCAAAUAGAAUUGAAGCCUGAACUGUUUCUUCUGGGGAUCAUUAAAAAGAUUAAAUAUUUGAUCGUUCAUAUUAUUACAGCAGCGAGAAUUGUACUCGCACAAUUUUCCACAAGCCAGGAAAAUGUUCGCUACACAGUUUUUUAUUAUUUUUAAAACAAAAAUAUAAAACACAUCUUUUCAAAAUGAAGCUUUUGAUCCAGUAACAAAUUAAUACAAAUCUCUUAACAAAUCUUAAUUUCCAAUUAACACAACUUAAUAUUUUAUGCAUAUGUUUCCCUCAAAUCUGUCUAUUAAACUAUGCCAUUAUCCCCAAAAACCCAUUGCUUAAAUCUUAAAUCCUAUCCAAUUAUCAUUCCAUUUUUUCUUUCAUUUGCUGAGAUGGAUAUAUUUUAACAAUAUAAACCAUACAGUUGUUAUAAAUAUUCAUGAAAUAUUUAAUUCCAACAUACUCAUUUUAUUUUUAUUAUUAAACUCAAAAUUUUUAAUCUUUAUUUCUAUUAUUAAAUCUAAUUUAUUCAUUUUAUUUUAACUAUUUCAGCAUACUAAUCCUCAUUUUAACUAUCCCUCCUCAUUUUAUUUUUGCUAUAAAACCCAGCAUUGUUAUCUUUAUCUCUGUCGUUAAACCAAUCAUUUUUAUUUCUUGGUUGUUAAACACAGCAUGCCCAUUUUAUUUUUGGCUGUUGAACACAGCCUACCCAUUUUUAUUUUUUGGCUGUUACCCAGCAUGCCCAUUUUGUUUGGCUGUUAAACACAGCAUAUUCAUUUUUGUUUUCUGGCUGUUACAUAGCAUAUCUAUUUUACUUUUUGGCUGUUAAACACAGCAUAUUUAGUUGGUUUAACUAUUGAUUCCUAAUUAAUCCUUCCUUUGUUGUUUCCAUCCAUCUAUACAUUACUUAUUUUCACUUAAUCAUAUUUAUCUUUGUCCUUUUUCAUGACAUUCAUGACAUUUUAACAUUGAGACAUGGUUCUUGCUUAAAACAUCUUUAGAUGUAUUUAUAAAUGCCUUUUAACAUUUUCAAUUAAUCAUAUUUAUCCUUAUUCUUUUUCCUAACAUUUUAACAUUAAAACAUAAUUCUUGCUUCAAACAUACCUUAAGCAUAUAUUUAUUAAUUCCUUUUAGACAUUCUUAAUUUCUACAAAAACCUCCCUUUAAUGAUUACAAUCCACCUUUACAUUAUUUUAUUUUUAAUCACAUUGUCUUCAUUUCCUCACCUAUAGACAUAUAUUUCCUUCCAUUUUCCAACUUUUUUAUUAUUUAUUUAUUUAUUUAUUUAUUUAUUAUUUUUUAUUAUUUUAUUUAUUAUUUUAUUCUCCAUAAUUCAGGUUAAUUCUCUUUCUUAUUUUUAUUCCGGAUAUAAUGUAUCAAGUCUUUUUCUUUUGAGCCUGCGCUUAAUCCUUCUUCUUAAAACAUAUCUUUAGAUGUAUUUAUAAGUUCCUUUUAACAUUUUCAAUUAAUCAUAUUUAUCCUUAUUUUUUUUUCUAACAUUUUAACAUUAAAACAUAAUUCUUGCUUCAAACAUACCUUAACAUAUAUUUAUUAAUUCCUUUUAGACAUUCUUAAUUUCUAUAAAAACCUCCCUUUAAUGAUUACAAUCCACCUUUACAUUAUUUUAUUUUUAAUCACAUGUCUUCAUUUCCUCACCUGUAGACGUAUAUUUCCUUCCAUUUUCCAACUUUUUAAUUUUAUUCUCCAUAAUUCAGGUUAAUUCUCUUUCUUAUUUUUAUUCCGGAUAUAAUGUAUCAAGUCUCUUUCUUUUGAGCCUGAGCUUAAUCCUUCUUCUGUUCCUGCACCAGUAUUUAAAUUAUUAUUGUUUCAACUAUAGGAGUUCCAUUAUAAAUUCCUUUUCUUUUCACCAAAGUCAAGCUGCCUGCAGACAGGAAAAAAAACCCUCCUCCACAAAGUUCAGUAACUUUUAUCUGUAAGGCUCAGAGUUUCCCAUAACAAAAAGAAGUUACAACGUUCCUCUUCAAGCCAGAUGGUGUGUCUCUAUAAUCCACAUUUUCCAUUAGUCAUGCAAGACUCCAUUUUCAAAUUAUAUAACCAUCCAUUUUAUUUCUUCUUUUAAUUUAUAAAGUAUCGAAUCUUCUUUUUUUUUCUUUUUAAAAUCCAAUUUAAAUUUUAAAGUAUUUAGUCUUUUUAUCAUAUCUCCAUGAUUAGUUCCGUUAGUUCUGUUCCAAAGUUAGUUGUUUCUCGGGUCUUUGUCUCUUUAAGGUUACAGUUUUAAAAAAUUUUUCCGAAGUCCCUUUGUUGCACAGCCACUGUUUUAGGCUAGGGGUCUUCUAAAUAUUAAUAUUGCUCCAAACGUUGUUGCAAGCCUGGGUUGUUGUCACUCACCCGGCUUCAAAGAGCUCCAUUUUACUCUGCUUUCCUCCAGCACUUUUCUUAGUCCGGUUGUCCCAGCUUUGUGGAAGCCGCCAUGGCUGCUGCCCCCCGCCGAGGAACUUGCCUGUUCCUCUUGGUCGUUCGAGGCACCCCUCCUUUUCCCUCGUCCCUGCAGGACGGUUCCAGUCCGAAGACCCAUCGGUGGUGGUUCAGCAGGCAGGGUUUUCGCGGGGCUCAUCAGAGCCUGCUAUUUCCCUGAAUGUCUCGCUGCGACGCCAAACCGGAAGUCAAUCCAGAAAAUUUUUGAAUGUGCAGAAAUGGACAAACUUAUUAUAGAAUUAAAUAACAAGGAAGACUCAGAAUAUUACUCAACCUGAGAAAACUGGUAUCAAUGGAUAGAAAAUAAAAAUAGGAAAUAUAUAGAUCAAAAUAAGAUAUAAAUUGUGUUUACAUAUAUUAGAUCAAGAAGGAAUAUCUGAGAAUAUAUUUAUAGAGUUAUUUGUGUACUGUUGGAACAAUGUUGAAUUGUACAACUAUCAUGGGCAUAUUUUUGUUAAAGACAUUUGUAUUAGUAUUUUAAUAUUUUAAAUUUUAAUAAAGGUUUUUUGAAAAUUAAAAAAAAUAAUAGUAUAAAUCUGAAAGUAUACAUCUGCGGUCACCUUUAAAUUUGCCUCCAACUUGAGAUGGGCAAUAUAUAAAUUUAAUAAGUAAUACAUAACAGUCUGAUUCAUUGGUGUACAUUGUUGUUAAGUUUCUUUUUGGACUAUUAUGCACUUGUAGGCUCCAUCUUCUAUCACAUAGUUCUUUAGGCAGCAUGCAUUGUCCCUCAAGAGCAGGGGUGUCAAAUUCAAGGCCCGCGGGCCGAAUCCUGCCCAUGAUGAGGUCAGAUACAGCCCACGCGGCCAUCCUGGAAACUAAGGGGUGAAGUAACCAUGUUACUUCCGCUUGGUCCCCGCCAUGCUGGCAGGCGUGUGCACAAUGUGCCCACAAGCCCAGUUCACUGUCACCGCAUGCAGGGCAACAAAAGUAGUCUGUGAGACCAGUAAAAAAAAAUAGCUCAGACCUUCCAACUUCACGAGAUCUUUUUUUUUUUUCCUGUGAGAAGUUGGAAGUUCUGAACUAUUUUUUUUGACCAUAGUCCCACAGACUUACUUUUGUUGCCCUGCACGCGGCAGCAGAGAACAGAAUUGGAAAGCAGGUUAGUGAAGGGAUGUGGCUGCCCUGGGGUUGGGUAUGAGGGUUUGGCAUGGAUGGCCUGGCUGAAGGGCCCUCAGGUAAGCAGGUGCAGGGCAGGUGGGGCAGCUCUGUACCCCCCUGCCUUGCUUUGUCCUCCACACACCGCCACCUCACUUCGUUCUUCGCCACUUCCCCUUGCUGCUGUAACGGCAGGAGGCUGAGCAAUGCACUGAAGCAGUGGACACAAAGGGAGGUGGUGGGGGGUGGAGGACAAAGCAAGGGAGGGAUGCGGAGCUUCCCCUCCAUGCCCCACAUCGGCUUAUCUGAGCACCCCGCAGCCAGACCAUCAACAUCCUGACAGCUGCCCCGUAUUGCAGUAGCUCCAGCAGAGAGAGAGCGAUCGAAUCCAACCGCGGAGAGUUAGAGAGAUACUUGUACAUCAGAUACCUGUACAAUUAGCACAGGGGCCCCCCAAGGCUGUGUGCUCUCCCCACUUCACUUCUCUCUGUAUACAAAUGACUGCAUCUCUAAUGAUCCAUCUGUUAAACUACUGAAGUUCGCAGAUGACACAACAGUGAUUGGUCUCAUUCGAGACAAUGAUGAAUCCGCAUACAGACGGGAGGUUGAACAACUAGCCUCGUGGUGCAACCAGAACAAUCUGGAACUGAACACUCUCAAAACCGUAGAAAUGGUAGACUUUAGGAGAAACCCUUCCAUACUUCCACCUCUCACAAUACUAGACAACACAGUAUCAACAGUAGAUAGUAGUAAAUUUCUAGGUUCUACCAUAUUGCAAGAUCCAAAAUGGACAGCUAACAUCAAAAACGUCAUCAAAAAAGCACAACAAAGAAUGUUCUUUCUGCGCCAACUCAGAAAGCUCAAACUGCCCAAGGAGCUGCUGAUCCAAUUCUACAGAGGAAUUACUGAGUCUGUCAUCUGCACCUCUAUAACUGUCUUGUUUGGUUCCGCAAUCCAACAAGACAGACAUGGACUUCAGAGGAUAAUUAGAACUGCAGAAAAAACAAUAGCUACCAACCUGCCUUCCAAUGAGGACCUGUAUACUGCACGAGUCAAAAAGAGGGCUGUGAAAAUAUUUACAGACUCUUCACAUCCUGGACAUAAACUGUUUCAACUCCUACCCUCAAAACGACGCUAUAGAGCACUGCACACCAGAACAACUAGACACAAGAACAGUUUUUCCACAAACGCCAUCACUUUGCUAAACAAAUAAUUCCCUCAACACUGUCAAACUAUUUACUAAGUCUGCACUACUAUUAAUCUUCUCAUCGUUCCCACCACCCAUCUCCUUCCACUUAUGACUGUAUGACUGUAACUGUUGCUUGUAUCCUUACGAUUUAUAUUGAUAUUGUUUCCUGAUUGCUUAUUUGUAACCUAUGACUAUCCUUAAGUGUUGUACCUUAUGAUUCUUGAUGAACGUAUCUUGUCUUUUUAUGUACACUGAGAGCAUAUGCACCAAGACAAAUUCCUUGUAUGUCCAAUCACAGUUGGCCAAUAAAAAUUCUAUUCUAUUCUA
Messenger RNA from Pantherophis guttatus, 8636 nucleotides. RefSeq names its product zinc finger protein 75D-like. Lineage: Eukaryota; Metazoa; Chordata; Lepidosauria; Squamata; Colubridae. Gene Ontology annotation, molecular function: RNA polymerase II cis-regulatory region sequence-specific DNA binding; DNA-binding transcription activator activity, RNA polymerase II-specific. Gene Ontology annotation, cellular component: nucleus. The record is from RefSeq and is a predicted model, not a curated record. Gene Ontology annotation, biological process: regulation of transcription by RNA polymerase II.